This is a messenger RNA of Passer montanus (Eurasian tree sparrow), 3765 nucleotides long. RefSeq names its product cleavage and polyadenylation specific factor 1 (gene CPSF1). The transcript is spliced from 34 exons. NCBI's taxonomy places the organism in Eukaryota, Metazoa, Chordata, Aves, Passeriformes, Passeridae. The annotation marks the transcript as partial. Gene Ontology annotation, molecular function: protein binding; nucleic acid binding. Gene Ontology annotation, cellular component: nucleus; mRNA cleavage and polyadenylation specificity factor complex. The record is from RefSeq and is a predicted model, not a curated record.
CUCUCCCAGGUCCCAGGAAAAGGUGACAGGAAUGGGGAGGGCAAAGGGCAGCGGGAGAAGCUGGAGCUGGUGGCCUCGUUCUCGUUUUUUGGGAAUGUCAUGUCCAUGGCCAGCGUGCAGCUGGCUGGGGCCAAGAGGGACGCGCUGCUGCUCAGCUUCAAGGAUGCCAAGCUCUCCGUGGUGGAGUACGACCCUGGCACCCACGACCUCAAGACUUUGUCCCUGCACUACUUCGAGGAACCGGAGCUGCGGGAUGGCUUCGUGCAGAACGUGCACACGCCGCGCGUGCGCGUGGACCCCGACGGGCGCUGCGCGGUGAUGCUGAUCUACGGCACGCGCCUGGUGGUGCUGCCCUUCCGCCGCGACUCGCUGGCCGACGAGCACGAGGGACUGGUGGGAGAGGGGUGAGAGACCCCCCCGGACCCCCCCCGGGCCCCCCCAAACCGGGAAUUUGGGACAAGGGUUUUGGGGUCUCAGGAGGGAUCCCAGCCCAUUCAGUUCCCCUAUGACUACUAUGAGCCCACCCUGCUGAUCCUCUUGGCGCCCAACCAGACCUGGCCCGGGCGGGUGGCAGUGCGACAGGACACCUGCAGCAUCGUGGCCAUCUCGCUGAACAUCCUGCAGCGCGUGCACCCGGUCAUCUGGUCCCUGAGCUCGCUGCCCUUCGACUGCACCCAGGCCCUGCCCGUGCCCAAACCCAUCGUGUCCCCGUCGCUGUCCCCAGGGGUCCAGGAGGGCGUGAGGAUGACUCUGGACUGUGCCCAGGCCACCUUCAUCUCCUAUGACAAGAUGGUCAUCUCGCUCAAGGGUGGGGAGAUCUACGUGCUGACGCUGAUCACGGACGGGAUGCGCUCCGUGCGCUCCUUCCACUUCGACAAAGCAGCCGCCUCCGUCCUCACCACCUGUAUGGUCCCUCUGGAGCCCGGCUAUCUGUUCCUGGGGUCCCGCCUGGGGAACUCCCUCCUGCUCAGGUACACGGAGAAGCUGCAGGAGCCCCCGGCCGGGGCGGGCAAGGAGGGGCCUGACAGACAGGUGAGGUGUCCUGCAGGGGGGAAGCCGCAGGCGCAGGACGAGGUGGACGAGAUCGAGGUGUACGGCAGCGAGGCGGCCUCGGGGACACAGCUGGCCACCUACUCCUUCGAGGUGUGUGACAGCAUCCUCAACAUCGGGCCCUGCGCCAACGCCGCCAUGGGGGAGCCGGCCUUCCUGUCCGAGGAGCGCAGCAUCCGGCCGCAGGUUGUCACCACCUUCGAGCUGCCCGGCUGUUACGACAUGUGGACGGUCACCGCGCCCCCCCCGCGGGAACAGAUCCUGCAGACGGGCCAGGAGAUCCUGGAGCUGGACACGAGCGGCUUCGCCACGCAGGGCCCGACCGUGUUCGCCGGGAACCUGGGCCAGGGCCAGUUCAUCGUGCAGGUGUCCCCGCUGGGGCUGCGGCUGCUGCAGGGCGUGACCCAGCUGCACUUUGUCCCCGUGGACCUGGGCUCCCCCAUCGUGCACUGCGCCGUGGCCGAUCCCUUCGGGGUCCUGCUCAGCGCCGAGGGCCAGCUGGCCACCUUCACCCUCAAGGGGGACACCUACGGUGGCCGUGCCCCGUGCCUGGCCCUGCAGCGGCCCCCCGUGUCACACCCCUCUCGGGUGACGGCACUCUGUCUGUACCGGGACCUUUCCGGAAUGUUCACCACCGAGAGCCGCGCCCCCCGUGAGGAGCCCCCGCCCCGCCCCCACGCCGAGGCCGAGACCCUCAUCCAGGACCUCAGUGGCUCAGUUGAUGAUGAGGAGGAGAUGCUCUACGGGGACUCGGGGGGCUCGGGCCGCUCCCCGCCCCGGGAGGAGCCGCGGCGAGCGGGACCCCCUGAGAGAGAGGCGGCGCCCCAGAGCCCCGAGCCCUCGCACUGGUGUGUGCUGGCCCGGGAGAACGGCAACAUGGAGAUCUACCAGGUCCCCGAGUGGCGCCUGGUGUUCCUGGUGAAGAACUUCCCGGUGGGGCAGCGGGUGCUGGUGGAUUCCUCCUUCGGGCAGCCCGCGGCCGAGCCCCGCAAGGACGAGAGGGGCGAGAGGGAACUGCCGCACGUCCGGGAGCUGCUGCUGCGGGGGCUGGGCCGGGGCCAGCGCCGCCCCUUCCUGCUGGUGCACGUGGAGCAGGAGCUGCUCCUGUACGAGGUGCACGUGGAGCAGGAGCUGCUCCUGUACAAGAGGGAUCCUGAGUCUGGGGGGUGGGACCCCAAAACCCACCAAGGACCCCAAACCUGCCCCUUCCACGACAUCUACGGCUACUCGGGGGUGUUCAUCUGCGGCCCCUCCCCGCACUGGGUGCUGCUGACGGGCCGGGGGGCGCUGCGGCUGCACCCCAUGGGCAUCGACGGCCCCGUGGAGUCCUUCGCACCUUUCCACAACGUCAACUGCCCCAAGGGCUUCCUGUACUUCAACCGCCAGGGUGAGCUCAGGAUCAGUGUCCUACCUGCGUACCUGUCCUACGACGCGCCCUGGCCCGUCAGGAAGAUCCCCCUGCGCUGCACCGCCCACUACGUCGCCUACCACGUGGAGUCCAAGGUGUACGCGGUGGCCACCAGCUCCCCCCACCCCUGCACGCGCAUCCCGCGCAUGACGGGAGAGGAGAAGGAGUUCGAGAGCAUCGAGAGAGACGAGCGCUACGUGCCCCCCCAGCAGGAGGCCUUCAGCAUCCAGCUCAUCUCACCUGUCAGCUGGGAGGCCAUCCCCAACACCAGGAUCGCGCUGGAGGAGUGGGAGCACGUCACCUGCAUGAAGAUCGCGCUGGAGGAGUGGGAGCACAUCCUGAUCCUGGACGUGAUCGAGGUGGUGCCCAGGUGUCUGAGGUCACACCUGCUCCUCCUGUGGAGCCUGAAGGACAACAGGAUGGUGGUGGUGGCCACUCAGCAUCCGUUGGGGUCUUGGGCGACACCUGAGGGACACUGGGGGCUCUUGGAGGACUCUCCAGGAGUCUCUUGGAGGACCCUCAGCGGUCUCCAGAGCAGCCCGAGGGUCUGGGGGACACUCGGGGGUCACCUGGGGGUCUCAGGGGGGUGCCCAGGUGCCACCCCCGGCACCGGGGCGGUGACGGUGACAGCGGUGUCCCCGCAGGACGCCAAGCCGCUGGAGGUCUACAGCGUGGACUUCAUGGUGGACGGCACCCAGCUGGGAUUCCUGGUGUCGGACCGCGACCGGAACCUGCUGGUGUACAUGUACCUGCCGGAAGCCAAGGAGUCCUUCGGGGGGCUGCGGCUGCUGCGCCGCGCCGACUUCCACGUGGGGGCGCACGUGAACACGUUCUGGCGCACGCCGUGCCGCGGGCACGCCGAGGGGCCCAACCGGCGCAGCAGCACCUGGGAGAACAAGCACAUCACCUGGUUCGCGACGCUGGACGGGGGCCUGGGGCUGCUGCUGCCCAUGCAGGAGAAAACCUACAGGAGAUUGCUGAUGCUGCAGAACGCGCUGAGCUCCGCCCUGCCGCACCUGGCGGGGCUCAACCCGCGGGCCUUCAGGCUGCUGCAGUCGGAGCGGCGCCUGCUGCAGAACGCCGUGCGCAACGUGCUGGACGGGGAACUGCUGGGCAGGUUCCUGUACCUGAGCGCCAUGGAGCGCGGCGAGCUGGCCAAGAAGAUCGGCACCACACCUGACAUCAUCCUGGACGACCUCCUGGAGAUCGACCGCGUCACCGCCCACUUCUGAGGGACCCAAAAUCCCCCAAAUUCCCCCCAAAAUUAAAAAAGAACAAAAAAAAAAUUCCCUAAAAAACCCCCAAAA